Molecule: messenger RNA, 2271 nt
Organism: Penicillium subrubescens
Lineage: Eukaryota; Fungi; Ascomycota; Eurotiomycetes; Eurotiales; Aspergillaceae
Product: transcription factor TFIIIB subunit BRF1
Exons: 1
Coding region: 1-2271 (756 amino acids)
Biological process (GO): DNA-templated transcription initiation; transcription preinitiation complex assembly; transcription by RNA polymerase III
Cellular component (GO): transcription factor TFIIIB complex; nucleus; transcription preinitiation complex
Molecular function (GO): RNA polymerase III general transcription initiation factor activity; TBP-class protein binding; RNA polymerase III type 3 promoter sequence-specific DNA binding
Source: RefSeq, a predicted model, not a curated record
AUGUCGGCCUCCCGGUCUACCAGCAUCUCCGUGACCCCUCGUGGUCCACGGCCUCCUGUUGGACGCCUUGCAAGUCUAAAGCCCCCGAGUUCAACCCCGAUCAGACGUCCACAACCGAUCGGACGCCCCCAACCUGCACGCCCUAAAACACACCCGAAGACUCAAAGCUGUCCCAACCCGGGGUGUCCUGCCCCACAUAUCGUCGAGGAUGAAGGCCAAAAAGUUUGCUCUGGGUGUGGUACUGUUAUCAGCGAAUCCAAUAUUGUGUCCGAAGUGACUUUUGGAGAAACAUCAUCCGGUGCUGCAGUUGUACAGGGAUCUUUCGUCGGAUCAGACCAGACCCAUGUCCGAAGCUUCGGACCAGGUUACAAUCGGGGUGGUGGUAUGGAAUCUCGGGAGUUGACCGAACAGAAUGGCAAUCGAUAUAUCAAUCAACUAGCCCGAAGUCUCAACAUCCCUGAAAGUGCCGUGAAAGCUGCUGGUCAGGUUUUCAAACUCGCAGUUGGUCUCAACUUCAUUCAAGGUCGACGUAUAAAAAAUGUCGCCGGUGUUGCCUUAUACAUCGCUUGCCGUCGUCAGGAUGGUAAUACAUCAAUGUUAAUUGAUUUUGCGGAUGCCUUGAUGGUCAAUGUUUUCAAACUUGGUCGCACAUACAAAGCCCUUCUCGACGAACUUCGGCUGGGCGGCAAUGUCUUUCUUAUGAACCCCAUCGACCCGGAAAGCUUGAUCUACCGAUUCGCCAAGCAACUGGAGUUUGGAAAUGCCACGAUGCAAGUGGCGGGCGAGGCCGUCCGUAUCAUCCAGCGGAUGAACCGUGAUUGGAUGUCAACCGGUCGACGUCCUGCUGGUCUCUGUGGCGCGGCGUUGAUCCUGGCAGCUCGAAUGAACAAUUUCCGCCGAACCAUUCGUGAAGUGGUCUACGUUGUUAAAGUCACCGAGGUCACCAUCAGCCAACGUCUAUACGAGUUUGGCUCGACUGAGAGCGGCGAGCUUACUGUGGACCAAUUCCGCUCGGUGCAAUUGGAAAAUGCGCACGAUCCCCCGUCCUUUACUAGGGGUAGAGAGGGUAAAAAGUCGAUUCGUGCGACAACCAAACACCCAGAGACUGCGGCCGAAAUUGAGGGUGAUUCUGUGGAAAGUGACAGGGAAUCAACUCAUCCUCCGCGAUUUGAUGCCGACGGGUUUGCCAUUCCCAAUAUUCCAAUUGAUCCCGCCUUGAUGGAUAAUCCUCAACGACGAGGAUCUGUUGCCAAGGCUGUGAACGCGGUCGUCGAGGAUGCUGAGAAGGAGAAGGCUGGCCUCAAGGACGUGAAGAUUAAGGGCUCUCGGCGCCCAUCUUAUCCCGCACCUUCUGCAGAUCAAAUUGCAUCGGAGGAUGCACUUGAAGAAGAGAUCCAGACCAUGCUGGCCAAAGGUUCGGAUCUAGUCGAGAGUAUUACCGAGCCCAAACCGGUCAGUGUCGUUUCUGACAGCGUUGAUAUCGACGAGGCCGAGUUUGCGGACGAUCCCGAAGUUGUCAACUGCCUGCUCUCCACCGACGAAAUCGAGCUGAAAGAGCACAUCUGGGUCCACGAGAAUAAGGAAUAUCUUCGCACACAACAGGCAAAGGCCCUAAAGCGGGCACUUGUCGAAGCCACUGCUGGUCCCUCUACAUCCAAGCCUAGAAAGCGCCGCAAGGGCCGUCUUGGUGAUGUGACCUACCUCGAGGGCGAUGGCGAGGAUGGUCGCAGCUCUCGCGCUUCAACCCCGGCGGAGGCCACACGCCGAAUGUUGGAGAAGCGUGGGUACAGCAAGAAGAUCAAUUACUCACUUCUCGACAACCUAUACGACCAAGACGCCUCAAGCGAUAAAACUGCGAAAGUGGAGUCUCUGAGCCGAAGCGACAGUCGCAGUCGCAGUCGCAGCCAGAGCGUUGUUUCACGCCGCAGCGUGAGCGUUCAACCUGAGCCGGCACCGGCACGCUCCCGACGUGCAGCACGCGCGUCCUCGCGAGCUCCUUCGGGUGUGACCAGCAAGCCUGUGAUUUUCGCUGCUCACCAGCCCACGCCACCUCCCACUGCUCCUUUGGUCUCCGCUGUGUCGACCCCGUCAGCGACCGCUCCGGCUGUCCCCGCAAAUGAUGAUGAGCCUACAGGCCCUGAUCUCGACGAUAUGGACGAGGACGAAGACGAUGCUGAGGAUGACCACGUCGACGACGCGUUCGCCGGAGAGUACCACAAUGAUUACCAAGACGACUAUUACGAUGCGGGCAGCGAUUACGACUAUGAUUAA